AUGAGUGAGCCGUAUAGUCUGCCGAUUGUCACAAUGAAUAGCCGGGACGGGGUUCUUCUUGAGAUCAAGCGUGAUUUCCGGAUAAAGGUGGUGAAACGCGAUGACUUCUUUGUAGAGGCCCGUGAUAUAGCUAGUAGCUCUGCCCCAGUGGAAGAUGAUUCCAUGACCCCUGCUAUGCGAAUUCGAAUGCCUCCACAGCCGCACUUGCUGCAUGCACGUUCAGAGUCCUCAUGGCCUCCGCGUACUAUUUUAGCCUUGGCUAGAAGCAACAUGACUUGUCAACGCCUUCUGGAGCCGGCCUGGCUUCAUGACCAGGCGGACGAGGCGUUGGGUCACCUGUGUGCUUGUUCAGCGGCGUUUGGCGAUAACUUCAUUGGUGUAAUCCACGCUAAUCUAUGCCUUUGCGCAGUGGAGGUUGGUUUCAUUGGGCCUCUGUAUGGCCACUCCUAG
Ilex paraguariensis (yerba mate) is the source of this 450-nucleotide messenger RNA. The record is from the annotation of a GenBank genome assembly. NCBI's taxonomy places the organism in Eukaryota, Viridiplantae, Streptophyta, Magnoliopsida, Aquifoliales, Aquifoliaceae.